Molecule: messenger RNA, 487 nt
Organism: Varanus komodoensis (Komodo dragon)
Lineage: Eukaryota; Metazoa; Chordata; Lepidosauria; Squamata; Varanidae
Gene: MYCBP
Product: MYC binding protein
Exons: 4
Coding region: 59-445 (128 amino acids)
Biological process (GO): regulation of DNA-templated transcription
Cellular component (GO): nucleus
Molecular function (GO): transcription coactivator activity
Source: RefSeq, a predicted model, not a curated record
UCGCUGACAAAAGCACGAAGCGCCAGGGCGCUCUCGCUUCCGGCACGGCCGCGACCCCAUGGCGAACUACAAGGUACGGCGGCGUGGGUGGCCGGGUGGCCCUCCUAGCGCGUGCUCGCUCGCUCCUCUCUCUCUCCCUUCUCCGCAGGCCGCCGACUCCAAGCGGGAGCAGUUCCGCCGCUACCUGGAGAAGUCCGGCGUGAUGGACACCCUUACCAAAGUCUUGGUAGCCUUGUACGAGGAGCCGGAGAAGCCCAGCUGCGCCCUGGACUUUCUGAAACAUCAUUUGGGAGCUAGUGCACCAGAAAAUCCAGAAGUUGAGGCCCUGCGUUUGGAAGUGGCAGAGAUGAAAGAGAAGUUUGAAGCUGUGCUGGAAGAAAACAAAAAGUUAAAAGCCAAGCUUGCUCAGUAUGAGCCACCUCAGGAAGAGAAGAGGGGAGAAUAAGGUUCUUUUCAUAUUAUUGGAAUAAAAAAAAACCUAGAAGCA